Messenger RNA from Closterium sp. Yama58-4, 732 nucleotides. The record is from the annotation of a GenBank genome assembly. NCBI's taxonomy places the organism in Eukaryota, Viridiplantae, Streptophyta, Zygnematophyceae, Desmidiales, Closteriaceae.
AUGCUGCAGCACCUCCAGCUGGCAGCAGCUGCUACCCAAAAUGACUGCCGUUUUGUCGUUGGCGCGGUUGCGAGAACUUCUCGCCAUCCCGAGGCGUCCCGUCCGCUCCGUCCGCUAUCGCCACACCCUUGUUGGACUUCCGCCUCCUUCUCGCCAUCCCGACGUCUUCCCCGUUUUCCCGCGCUAUCGCCUGUCGCCAUGCCGUGCGCGCGCAUGUCGGGCCUGUGUGGCGGCCUCGCCGCACUCAUCGCGGGUGUCUUUGCCAUCAGCUUCCUCACGACCCACGCAAGCGCUGAUGCUGACCCGUGUGUCGGCGUGGACUGUGGGUUAGAGGCUACUUGCUUUGCUCUCAGUGCUACCGAAUCCGUUUGCAGUUGCAACAAGGAUGGUUUUUCCUUCAUCGAGGCUGACAGGACGUGCUUCGCCCCGUUGGUGCGGACGACGGUGGCACUGCAGCCAAAAGGCGUCAGCAAGGUGGACGUCACCUUCCGGACAAAGCUGCCGGCAGAGCAGGCCAGUGGCACCACCGCGUGCGGCAGCACGUACGUCAAAGUCCAAGGCAUCACCAAGAUCACCGUCGUGUGGAAUGCAUCCAACCCUGUCGCGACUGGCCGCCCCGCGCCUAGCAACGCCAUGUGCAAAAGCCUGUCGUUCUACUCUGACUGGGACUGCACGCAGAAGCUGGACUUUACUGCUAUCGCGCGACCUGCAAAGAAGGGCAGUUCCUACCCC